CUGAGGCACUGAUGUAUUUUUGUCUGUUCUGUUUUUGUCUCCACAGUAUAUGGACAUGGCACAGCUGCAUGUGGAAACUGACGGAAUCUUAAAGUUGGAAGACUAUUUGGAAUAUGGCCAGAACAACACCCAUGAUUAUGAUUACGAUGCAGCAAAUACAGUGAAUAGCCCUACAGUGUUUACAGUGUUUAACAGUACAGUGGAUAAUGUUCCUGUGGAAAGAGGCAGUGAGGCAGUGUGGGUCCCUGCUCUGUAUGCUGUAGUGUUUUUUAUUGGAAUCCUGGGAAAUAUUAUUCUCCUGACAGUUCUGGUUCAAAAAAGGAGACUGUGGAGCCUAUCGGACACCUUUAUUCUCCACCUGAGUUUUGUGGAUGUCCUCCUCCUGUUGAUGCUGCCCUUCUGGGCUGCACAGAUGACUCAGCUUUGUGACUGGUUCUUUGGGACUUUCAGCCAGAUGUUUGGGGUUGUUUUCAAGCUCAACUACUACUGUGGGAUCUUUCUGCUGGUUUGCAUCAGUCUUCAAAACUACCUCUCUGUCAUCCAUGACAUCCAGUUGUAUUCCCACGAGAGGCGCUGGUUAGUUCAUAUCAGCUGCCUGUUAGUCUGGCUUAUCUCUGUCCUCCUCACUGCACCUGACUGGAUUUUCCUGGUGGGUAAAAAUAAUUACACAGAAGAUAAUACUUGUGUUAAUAUCUACCCUCAGUCUGGAACUGACUGGCAGUUGUGGUCACGCCUGCUACACCAUAUAUUUGGCUUGGUGCUACCUGGAAUCAUGUUGAUGAUCUUUUGCUCACAUAUGCUACGGCGGCAGUGCAGCUGUAAUGGCCUCCCAAUCCAGAGAAAUAUCACCGUCAUCCUGUCUCUAGUGGUCAUAUUCUGUCUGUGUUGGAUGCCGUACAACUUCAUACUUGCUUUGGACACUCUCCAGGACAGACUUCAGGAUCCUCCUAACGAUUCACAUGAAAGUUCUGAAAGUUCACUAAAAACACUUCUCAUGGUCACCUCUGCUAUAGGCAGCCUUCACGCCAGCCUGAGGCCUCUGCUGUAUCUCGGCCUGUGUGGAAACUUCAGGCAACACUUACUGGCCAUGCUGAGAUGUAAUAAAACUGAACCAGAAAGCUCACUUUGGGAUCUUGGUGUAGGCCAGAGACAGCAGCCUGAUCGCGCUGGGUUGCCACAGCAGAUUAUCUGCUUUCAUUUUUCCCUAUCCUCAGCAUCCAUCACUGUCACACCAACCCUCUUCAUCGUCUCUUUCACUACAUCCAUAAAUCUCUUCUGUGGAUUGCUCCUGAUUGGCAUCUCCACAUUCAGCAUCCUUUGUCCAAUAUAUCUCCAAUCUCUCCUCUGCACAUGUCCAAAGCAUCUCAACCAUGUCUCUCUUUGUCUACAAACUGGUCAACCUGAGCCAUCUCUCUGAUGUACUCAUUUCUAGUCUUGUUCACUCAAAUGAAAAUCUGAACAUCUCCAGCUCCUGUCCUUUAGUCAGUGCUGCCGAGUAGCCUUCUGACUGAAAGUAAAAUCAGCAUAAAGGAACAUGUUGACUUAUUUAAUUGUUAAUUUGUUAUUUUAAUUUUAUUUUUGCUUUUAAGAUUUUUGCUUAAAAUGUGUGUUUAUGUCUAAAACAUUUUUUAUAAUGUUCCACAUGUUCUUUAUACAGCUAAAACUUUUACAUCAGCAAAAGUGCCAUUUAUUAUUCCGUCAUCAACAAUAUACAGUAUUUCCAAACUACGUACAUUAUUUUCUUCCCAUAUAUAGUAAAAUGUACCAAUUAUCCAUAUAGUUGAUAGUAAAUUUUUUAAGAGUUGGUUUUAAAUGUGCCAAUUUAAAGAAGUGUUUGAACAUGCUAAAUGAACUGUGUAAAUCUCUGUAGAUUGUGAAUUUCAACUUUGAAAGAUGUAGUGCUUUGUGGAUAGUUUUUAAAACAAACUCUUUAAGAAAUUUUGUGAGGAAAAAACUGCAGUGAAUUUAAUUAUUUCAUUAAUUAGCAAAAAUGUAUUUAUCUUUUAAAAUUGAAAGUAAAAAUCCUCAUUUAAGAGUGCUUUAUAGAAGUAUUCCAAGACAAAGUGUAUGGUCAUGGUUGGCAUCCACAUCGUCUGGAAAUCCUGAUUUUUCCAAAAGCAGCAUGGAUGUCUACACAUCAACAAACUCAGUGUAAUACACUUGAGUCCCCGAAUAAAACAGAUGGAGUUGUAUACCAGUCUUAUUUAAAGGAUUGCUUUUAUUCAGUCACAGUUCUCUGUAACAGAAAGCAUUACAACAUUAAAACAUUCAAUUUUGUACCAGUCACUAGGAAACUGUUACUUACUCUGUACUCUACUGUAACUUUGUACUGUCCACUUUCUGCUGUAGCAAAACAAAUUUCCCACAUGUGGGACUAAUAAAGCUUAUCUUAUCUUAUCUUACACUCAUACUGAUCAGUAUUCAUGCUCUUUGAACUUUUCCACAUUUUUCACAUUGCAAUCACAAACCGAAAUGUAUUUUAUUCAGAUUUUAUCUGAUAGACCAACAUAAAGUGGUGCAAAAUUGUGAAGUGGGAGUAAAAUGAUACAUGGUGUUAAACAUUUUUUACAAGUACAAAUUUGAAACAUGUGGCAUGUAUUUGUAUUCAGUCCCCUGAAUCAAUACUUUAUCAAACCACCUUUUGCUGCAAUUACAGCUGCAAGUCUUUGCAGGUAUGUCUGUACAAGCUUUGCAUAUCUACAGACUAUAUUUUUUGCUCAUUCCUUUUUUUCAAAAUGUCAAUAGAAAAUUGUAGUCAGUAUAAUCUUUUAAUAAUAUAAGUUUGCAUAUGAUAGAAUACUGCAUGAUGACCUCUUUAUAACUCAGACUGUUUUGAUUCACUGUGACCCGUUAUCAUGCAGGGAAGGAGCAGUACCUGCUAGAUAAGAGCUUAAUGAGCAGUUUCACUUUGUACCAGGUAGAGGAGCCUCUCCUGGCACACGCACACACGCCACACACACACACACACAUAUAUCCGCACAUGCUCACGCAUCAACAUUCCAUUGAACAAACGUAUUACUCUUCUUGUGUAUAAAUAAAGACCAGGGCAGUGGCAGAGCGCGAGUCUCGGAGCCCUCACUCCAGGUGUGAGUGCUCUGUGGCUGCCCUUGCAUGCAAGUAAAACUGUGUGUUUCUCCUCUCUGAUUCUCAGCUGAAGAAGUGUCUUAGAGUACAUCUCUUAACACAAAAUAGCUUCAGUUCGGUCAGACUGGAUGGAGAGCCUCUGUUAACAGCAAUUUUCUAGUCUCACCAGAGAUUCACAAUAGUAAUUACAUCUGGACUCCUGCUUGAGUCAUAAUCCUUUUGCAGCCUUGAACAGGUUGAACAUCAUGUGGCUGCCACCACCAUGUUUGAUGGUGGGGAUGGGGUACAGUGUUAGUUUUCCACCACACAGCAUUUUGCAUGUAGGCAUGUCAAGCCUGUCAGUUUAGGUGGAUGAGCAUGCCUUGGUAGUUUGCAGUUGUGCCACACUCUUUCCAUUUUCAGAUGAGGGAUUAAACAUUGCUUUGUGAGAUGUUCAGAGUUUGGGAAAUGUUUCUAUAACCUAUCCCUGCUUUAAACUUUUCCAUAACUUCAUCCCCGUCCUGUCUGGUGCAUCCCUUAAUCUUCAUGAUGCUUUUUGUUCACUGAUGAUGACCAACAAAUCUCUGAGACCUUCACAGAACACCUGUAUUUAAACUGAGAUUAAAGUUCCUAACACUCUUUUCAUUGAUUACAAAACUCCUGAAGGCAAGGAUUUUAUUAAGAGGUAACAGCAUAACGGGGAUAUGAAUACU
This is a messenger RNA of Oreochromis aureus, 3776 nucleotides long. RefSeq names its product C-X-C chemokine receptor type 3-like. Lineage: Eukaryota; Metazoa; Chordata; Actinopteri; Cichliformes; Cichlidae. Gene Ontology annotation, cellular component: membrane. The record is from RefSeq and is a predicted model, not a curated record. The transcript has 3 exons. Gene Ontology annotation, molecular function: G protein-coupled receptor activity. Bases 50 to 1417 code for a protein of 455 amino acids. Gene Ontology annotation, biological process: immune response; G protein-coupled receptor signaling pathway.